Molecule: messenger RNA, 1725 nt
Organism: Torulaspora globosa
Lineage: Eukaryota; Fungi; Ascomycota; Saccharomycetes; Saccharomycetales; Saccharomycetaceae
Gene: LYP1
Product: lysine permease
Exons: 1
Coding region: 1-1725 (574 amino acids)
Biological process (GO): amino acid transmembrane transport
Cellular component (GO): membrane
Molecular function (GO): amino acid transmembrane transporter activity
Source: RefSeq, a predicted model, not a curated record
AUGUCAAAGCUUAGACACCUUUUAUCGUCGAGGAAUUGGUCGAAGGACGAUGUGAGUUCAGUCGUUGCGGUUGAGAAGAGUAAAACAAAGGAUCUGGGCAGCCUCGACCCGGUGACCAAUGCUGCUACGCUGUCGCUGCUCAACACAGAGGAGGGCGAUAACGCUGACGAUGCCGAGGAGGCACAUUACCACGAUACACAGGUGAAGAGAGCGUUGAAGCAGAGACACAUUGGGAUGAUUGCGCUGGGUGGGACGAUCGGUACGGGUCUGUUCGUCGGUAUCGCGACGCCGCUGACGAACGCGGGGCCUGUCGGCGCCCUGAUCGCUUAUCUGUUCAUGGGGUCCAUCAUCUACUUCGUGACGCAGUCGCUGGGUGAGAUGGCCACAUUCAUUCCCGUGACGUCGUCGAUCACAGUGUUCUCGAAGAGGUUCUUGUCGCCGGCGUUCGGCGUGGCCAACGGGUACAUGUAUUGGUUCAACUGGGCGAUCACGUAUGCGGUUGAGAUCUCUGUGGUGGGCCAGGUGAUCCAGUUCUGGACUACGGCGGUGCCGUUGGCGGCCUGGAUUUCGAUUUUCUGGGUGCUGGUCUCGCUGAUGAACUUUUUCCCGGUGCGGUUCUAUGGUGAGGUGGAGUUUUGGGUCGCAUCCGUCAAAGUUAUCGCGAUAGUCGGUUACCUGAUUUACGCAUUGGUUAUUGUCUGUGGUGGUUCUUCUCAGGGGCCUAUAGGCUUCCGCUACUGGAGACAUCCGGGGCCUUGGGGUGCAGGUAUCAUCGCAAAGAGCAAGAGCGAGGCUAGGUUUUUGGGCUGGGUCUCGUCUUUGAUCAAUGCCGCAUUCACGUAUCAGGGAACCGAAUUGGUCGGUAUCACUGCGGGCGAGGCCGCCAACCCUAGAAAAUCGGUCCCAAGGGCCAUCAACAAGGUGGUGUUCAGAAUCGCGAUGUUCUACAUCAUGUCGCUAUUUUUCGUUGGAUUGCUGGUCCCAUAUAACGAUCCUCGUUUGGCUAGCACCAGCGCUGUUAUAGCGUCUUCGCCCUUCGUCAUCUCUAUCGAAAACGCGGGCACAAAAGUUCUACCGCAUAUCUUUAAUGCAGUCGUCAUGAUCACUAUCCUUUCUGCCGCCAACUCGAACGUUUACGUCGGGUCCCGUGUACUGUAUGCGUUGGCUCUAAGCGGGAACGCUCCCAAACAGUUCGGAUACGUGACCAAGCAUGGGGUUCCGUACCUUGGUGUCAUCGCCACGUCGUUGCUUGGUUUGCUUGCAUUUUUGGUGGUCAACAAUAACGCCAACGUCGCUUUCAACUGGUUAAUUAACAUCUCAACGCUUGCUGGGUUGUGUGCUUGGUUGUUCAUCUCCCUGUCGCACAUCAGAUUCAUGCAAGCACUGAAAUUCCGGGGAAUCUCAAGAAACGAUUUACCAUUCAAGGCGAAGCUAAUGCCCUGGGGCGCUUAUUACGCUGCAUUCUUUGUCACAAUUAUUAUCUUCAUCCAAGGUUUCCAAUCAUUCGCUCCGAAAUUUAAUGUAUCGGGCUUUUUUACUGCUUACAUUUCACUCAUUGUGCUCGCAGUCAUAUUUGUGGGAUGCCAGUUGUACUACAGGUGUCGAUUCCUAACCAAGAUAGAGGAAGUGGACAUCGACUCCGACAGGCGGGAAAUUGAGUGCAUCAUUUGGGAAGAAGAGGAACCAAAAACCUGGUGGGAUAAGUUUUGGGCUGCCGUGGCAUAG